Molecule: messenger RNA, 976 nt
Organism: Orbicella faveolata
Lineage: Eukaryota; Metazoa; Cnidaria; Anthozoa; Scleractinia; Merulinidae
Biological process (GO): protein K6-linked ubiquitination
Cellular component (GO): BRCA1-A complex; BRCA1-BARD1 complex
Molecular function (GO): ubiquitin-protein transferase activity; protein binding
Source: RefSeq, a predicted model, not a curated record
UUCCAGUUAAAGACCCCAAUCUCCCAUAUUUCACCAUAAAAUAAGACAAGAUAUUUCCUGGUUAUUCGUAUCUCAGAUAAAAUCUUGCCCCGGCUUCAUUUUUUUCACUUUAUCCUAAGAUACUCUGCACAUGACAUCAAACAUUUCUAGUUUUCCCGCGCUCGCUCUCUUCACGUGACUACAGGGCUGGCCUUGCAUAUAUAUAGACGUGGUACUUAAAGUCUUCAAAAAUUUGACGCGCGGAUUUGACCACAAGUGGUUUGUUGAAGAGCGAACGACUUUCUAAAACAGAAAUGAGCAUUUUAGUAACAGCGAUAAGGUCAGGUAAUUUGGAAGUCGUGAAGGAGAAAUUUUCUCGACCGGGAAGCCAGGUCAAUACUCCCAUUCAGCAUGGACGCAGCCCACUUCACAUUGCAGUCCAAGCACAGAAGCUGGACGUCAUGAAAUACCUUGUCGGGAAAGGAGCCGAUGUCAACCUUGCUGACGAAGAUGAAUGUUCUCCGCUGUACUAUGCAGUCUUGAACGAGAACAAAAAUCUUGUCGAGUAUUUGCUUCAAAUGGGCGCAGAUCCUGACGGCGAGGAUCCAGAGGGAAAUAAACUGAUGGACACUGUUAAAGACGAGGCAAUAAAAAGCAUGUUGAAGAAUGUAUAGAAUUUAGGAAAACGUACAGUCGAACUUGAUGGAGCUAACUAACCAACCUUGGAUUGUAAAACGUGAACAAAUACAGUAGCACAGUGGAGGACAUUUUCGAUGCAUGUAUAUUGAAUAAUUAGAUUAUGAGCUCAAGAUUUCUAUCGCGUGAUAAAAAUCGAAAUCUAGUAGUCGUUCAAAACUUUGCCUAAACCUUCACAGCCACUUCAAAAAUGCAUAGAAGCGGCCGCUUUUUUGCUAACAGCCGCACACUGCUAAGCUACUCACAUUCGACUUAAUCAACUUAAUUAACAAUUAGAUUAUGAGCUCGAGAUUUAUAUCGC